This is a messenger RNA of Chrysochloris asiatica (Cape golden mole), 2047 nucleotides long. RefSeq names its product NDC80 kinetochore complex component (gene NDC80). Bases 67 to 2004 code for a protein of 645 amino acids. Lineage: Eukaryota; Metazoa; Chordata; Mammalia; Afrosoricida; Chrysochloridae. Gene Ontology annotation, cellular component: Ndc80 complex. The record is from RefSeq and is a predicted model, not a curated record. Gene Ontology annotation, biological process: attachment of mitotic spindle microtubules to kinetochore. The transcript has 20 exons.
GGAAUUGCGCAGUUCAGAAAUUCAACCCCUAAGUCGUAUCAGGAAGCUGGAAGAAAGGUCAUAAGCAUGAAGCGCAGUUCAGUUUCCACUGGUGGUGCUGGCCGCCUCUCUGUGCAAGAGUUAAGAUCCCAGGACCUCAAUAAACAAGGCCUCUAUACCCCUCAAAGCAAAGAGAAAUCAGCCUUUGGAAAAUUGAGUAUAAACAAACCAACAUCGUCUACAUCUGAAAGAAAAGUUUCUGUGUUUGGCAAAAGAACUAGUGGACCUGGAUCCCGAAACAGUCAGUUUGGCAUAUUUUCCAGUUCUGAAAAAAUCAAGGACCCAAGACCACUUAAUGACAAAGCAUUCAUUCAGCAGUGUAUCCGACAGCUCUGUGAGUUUCUUACAGAAAAUGGUUACGCUCAUGGUAUAUCCAUGAAAUCUCUACAAGCUCCAUCAGUUAAAGACUUCCUGAAGAUCUUCACUUUUCUGUAUGGCUUCCUGUGCCCUUCAUAUGAACUUCCUGAUACAAAAUUUGAAGAAGAGGUUCCAAGAAUCUUUAAGGACCUUGGGUACCCUUUUGCAUUGUCCAAAAGCUCUAUGUAUACAGUGGGGGCCCCUCAUACAUGGCCUCACAUUGUGGCAGCUUUAGUGUGGCUAAUAGACUGCAUCAAGCUAUAUACUGCCAUGAAAGAGAGCUCACCUUCAUUUGAUGAUGGACAGCCUUGGGGAGAAGAAACUGAAGAUGGAAUUAUGCACAAUAAGUUGUUUUUGGACUAUACCAUAAAAUGCUAUGAGAGUUUUAUGACUGGUGCCGACAGCUUUGAAGAGAUGAACACAGAGUUGCAGUCAAAGCUAAAGGAUUUAUUUAAUGUAGAUGCUUUCAAGCUGGAAUCAUUAGCAGCAAAAAACAAAGCACUAAAUGAACAGAUUACAAGAUUGGAACAAGAGAGAGAAAAAGAACCGAAUCGUCUAGAGUCAUUGAAAAAACUGAAAGCUUCCUUGCAAGCAGAUGUUCAAAAGUAUCAGGCAUACAUGAGCAAUUUGGAGUCUCACUCAGCCAUUCUUUAUCAGAAAUUGAAUGGUCUUGAUGAAGAUAUUGCUAGAGUAGAACUAGAAUGUGAAACAAUAAAGCAGGAGAAUACUCCACUGCAGAAUAUUGUUGAUAACCAGAAGUACUCAGUUGCAGACAUUGAGAGAAUAAAUCAUGAAAGAAAUGAAUUGCAGCAAUCCAUUAAUAAAUUAACCAAGGACCUACAGGCUGAACAACAGCAAUUGUGGAAUGAGGAGCUGAAAUAUGCCAGAGGCAAAGAGACGAUUGAAGCACAAUUAGCAGAAUAUCACAAACUGGCUAGAAAAUUAAAACUUAUUCCUAAGGGUGCUGAGAAUUCCAAAGGUUAUGACUUUGAAAUUAAGUUUAAUCCUGAGGCUGGUGCCAACUGCCUUGUUAAAUACAAGACCCAAGUUUAUGUACCACUCAAGGAACUCCUGAACCAAACUGAAGAAGAAAUAAAUAAAGUUCUAAAUAAAAAAAUGGGUUUAGAGGACACCUUAGAACAAUUGAAUAUAAUGGUCACAGAAAGCAAGAGAAGUGUGAAAACUCUGAAAGAAGAAGUUCAGAAGUUGGAUGACCUUUACCAACACAAAGUUAAGGAAGCUGAGGAAGAAGACAGAAAAUGUGCCAAUGAGCUCGAGUCUUUGGAGAAACACAAGCACCUCCUGGAGAGCGGUGUUAAUGAGGGCCUCAGUGAAGCCAUGAAUGAGUUAGAUGCUAUUCAGCGGGAAUACCAACUAGUUGUACAGACCACAAGUGAAGAAAGACGAAAAGUGGGAAAUAACUUGCAGCGUCUUUUAGAAAUGGUUGCUACCCAUGUAGGAUCUGUGGAGAAACAUCUUGAGGAGCAGAUCACUAAAGUUGAUAGAGAGUAUGAAGAAUACAUGUCUGAAGAACUCAUAGAAAAUAUUAGAGAAAUUGGAGACAAGUAUAAGAAGAAAGCUGCCCUACUUAAAACUUCUGAUGAAUGAAGAUGUAAUGUUGACCAGGUAUAUAUUCCAUAAUGAAUAAAAU